Molecule: messenger RNA, 1239 nt
Organism: Colletotrichum higginsianum IMI 349063
Lineage: Eukaryota; Fungi; Ascomycota; Sordariomycetes; Glomerellales; Glomerellaceae
Exons: 2
Coding region: 1-1239 (412 amino acids)
Source: RefSeq, a predicted model, not a curated record
AUGGCCACCCUACCAAGGCCUACCGCCCAAGGCGAGGCAAACAUGUCGGAUGUGUGGGAGAAAUUGAAGCUCGUUCUCCUCAAGAUCUGGGGUCAGACGAGCCGCCGAAUGAGGGUCACUGGUGCCUUCGUCCUCUUUCUUGGCGUCUCGGUAUGGCUCUCUCUGCCCACGAUCAAGACAAUGACUGUACCGCAAAUAUCUCUCGAAUACCCGCACUCGCCUUACAAUCACUCCAAAGUUGCCCUCCUCGUCGAGAACCGAGCCAACCCCAUUCUCGCGCCCUUGAUGCUGCACUUCAUCUCCGUAGUGCCCCCUGAUUGGCGCUUCCGCUUCAUGGGUUCCAUCGAAUCCGUCAAGUUCAUCAACCAGUCCGUCGCAAUUCGCGAACAAGUCGCCGCCGGUAAACUGGACCUAACCUACAUCCCUUCCAACAUGAGCACGGCUGGCCAAGAGAUGAUUAGUCGCUUCUUGACGAACCUCUGGCUUUAUGAGACGGUCCUGCAACCUGCCGAGUGGCUCCUCGUCUUCCAGACCGACAGCAUCCUCUGCGCCAAUAGCAAGCAGAACAUCAAUGACUACCUCGAAUAUGACUGGAUCGGUGCCCCCUGGAACCCUGGCGGUCGCUGGGGAGGCAACGGUGGCUUGUCUAUCCGUCGUGUCAGCGCCAUGAUCGACAUUCUGAGGCACCAGAAGCGCGUUGAUGGAUCCGAGCCCGAGGACGUCUGGCUCGCCGAGCGACUUGCUCACCGGCCGGGAAGCAAGGUAGCCAACGGUACCGUGUCGUUGACUUUUAGUGGCGAGAUGCACUCGGGCGAAGGCGCCAAGAUCAACAAGGGAGGGGAAAAUGCGACACUCGAGGCAGCCGCCAAGGGAGAACUUGUCACAGGUAUUGACGACCACCGCGAGGGCUUUUACGAGCCCAUGGGCUACCACACUGGUGGCAGUGGAAUCUGGCUCCACGGCCCCAUCUGGGGUACUCCGGCAAUGCGCAAACAUAUCUGGGAGUAUUGUCCGGAAGUCAAGAUUACACUGGCCAUGGAUGCAGCCAAGUAUGUGCCUGGUAGUUGCAAUGCAAACUGGAAGAGGGGUCUUGAGAGCACAGAGAGCGAGGCUGGGGCAGAAAUCGACAGCGAAGUGGAAGCUGAUGAAGACGAGGCUGAUUCACAAUACCCUUUUGGAACUGAGGUCAUUGAGGGGAGAGAGUACCCAAAAUUGCCACCCAGUCUGAUGGCGUGGUGA